AUGGCGGGUCGAGAAGGCGGCUUCGUUGUGCCGGCGGAUGCUCCGAACGCCGUCGCGGGGUUGAAGAAGAAGGGCGCCGGGUCGAGGAGCUGGAUUUUAAUGGAUUCUUCUGGCCACGAAAAUGUGCGGGAUGUGGACAAAUAUGUGAUCAUGCAGCGCGUGCAGAUACACGCGCGUGAUCUCCGCAUACUCGAUCCCCUCUUGUCUUAUCCUUCCACUAUCCUCGGCCGCGAGAGAGCCAUUGUAUUGAAUUUAGAGCAUAUCAAGGCUAUUAUUACAGCUGAUGAGGUGUGGCUUCGUGACCCAUUGGAUGAUAAUGUCAUUCCUAUUGUUGAGGACCUCCGUAGGCGUCUGAAAAAUGUGAACAUGAACCGCGAAGAUAGUAAAGACGGCAAUUUUGCUGAUGUGAACAUGAACCGGGAAGAUAGUAAAGAUGGCAAUUUGGCUGUGCAAAAUGACGUUGAAACAGCAGAAGAAGAUGAUUCACCAUUUGAGUUCCGGGCCCUUGAGGUAGCUUUGGAAGCCAUUUGUAGUUUCCUGGCUGCCCGCACGAUAGAACUGGAGACAGCUGUUUAUCCAGCUCUGGAUAUGCUCACAUCGAAGAUUAGCAGCCGUAAUUUGGAUCGAGUGCGUAAACUGAAGAGUCAAAUGACAAGGUUGACUGCUCGCGUACAAAAGGUGAGAGACGAGCUGGAGCAGCUUCUGGAUGACGACGAUGACAUGGCGGACCUUUACUUGUCAAGAAAGUUAGCAGGUGCAUCGCCAUUGAGUGGUUCGGGUGCUGCCAGUUGGUUCCUUGCUUCUCCUACCAUUGGCUCCAAGAUAUCGAGAGCUAGUCGAGCGAGUGUGGCAACAGUACGCGGGGAUGAGAAUGACGUCGAGGAACUCGAAAUGCUUCUUGAGGCUUACUUUAUGCAAAUUGAUGGCACACUCAAUAAAUUGACCACGCUUGACAAUCACCGUAAUCAACUGAUUCAGUUAGAGCUCUUUCUCAGUUCUGGGACUGUGUGUUUGUCCAUUUAUUCAUUAGUGGCUGCAAUUUUUGGAAUGAACAUUCCGUACACAUGGAAUGACAAUCAUGGAUACAUGUUUAAAUGGGUGGUUAUCGUCGCAGGCGCCUUUUGUGCAGUACUCUUUGGACUUAUAAUUUCUUAUGCUCGCUACAAAGGUCUCGUUGGAUCUUGA
Molecule: messenger RNA, 1185 nt
Organism: Striga hermonthica
Lineage: Eukaryota; Viridiplantae; Streptophyta; Magnoliopsida; Lamiales; Orobanchaceae
Source: the annotation of a GenBank genome assembly